AUGGGGUUACCGGUUGCAAAUGCUCUUUUGGGAAAAUUAGGUCUAGGAUCUCCAAAACUUAUUUUUGGAGUAGAUUUCACCAAGAGUAAUGAAUGGACAGGCAAAUAUUCAUCUGCCAAACAGAGCCUGCAUGCCGUUGGUGGUACACCUAAUCCAUAUUGCACAACCAUUUCUAUUAUUGGAAGAACUUUUGCUUUCUUGGAUAAAGACAAUUUAAUUCCUUGUUUUGGCUUUGGUAAUGCCACUACAGAAGACAAAGGAGUGUUUAGCUUCCAUACUGAUUGUUCUCCUUGCCAAGGAUAUGAAGGAGCAUUAAUCUGCUACAACAGUAUAGUUCCACAUGUAGUUUUGGCAGGGCCAACAUCUUAUGCACCCGUAGUUGAUGCUGCAAUAAGCGUAGUGGAGAAAAGUGGGGGACGAUUCCAUGUUUUGGUUAUUAUAACAGAUGGCCAGGUUACGAGAAGUGUCGAUGCAAGUGAUGAGGAACUCAGCCCACAAGAAAAGGAAACUAUUAACGCAAUUGUUAAUGCCAGUUUGUAUCCUCUCUCGAUUCUUGUUGUUGGCGUUGGGGAUGGACCCUGGGAAGGCAUGAACAAAUUUAUCGACAAGAUACCUGCUCGCAGAUUCAACAAUUAUGAGUUCGUUAAUUUUACUGAUAUUAUGUCGAAAGAAUCAACUCCCUCCAAGAAAGAAAUUGCAUUUGCUCUCGCUGCGCUAAAGGGGAUCCCUAACCAGAAGAACACAGCUUCUGAACUUGGUCUACUAGGAUGUGUGACGGGAAAAGCAAAGAUGAUAUAUCCACGCCCUCCUACAGUUCCUUACACUAAUUGUCCAGCAUUUUCAGUUGCGGAAUCGAGCAGCCGUUCAACAGCUACUCCAGAUGAACGAAAUUGGCUCUGCCCAAUUUGCUGGUCCAAGUGCAAGGAUAUGGCCUUCGGUUGUGGACACAUGACUUGUAAAGAAUGUGAUCCAGAGUUGAUUAGAUGUCCCAUAUGCCGCAAGCCGAUUGAUAGCCGUGUCAGGGUUUACCCUUGA
Molecule: messenger RNA, 1035 nt
Organism: Ilex paraguariensis (yerba mate)
Lineage: Eukaryota; Viridiplantae; Streptophyta; Magnoliopsida; Aquifoliales; Aquifoliaceae
Source: the annotation of a GenBank genome assembly